Acanthaster planci (crown-of-thorns starfish) is the source of this 6224-nucleotide messenger RNA. RefSeq names its product RAB32, member RAS oncogene family (gene rab32). Gene Ontology annotation, biological process: phagosome-lysosome fusion; endosome to lysosome transport. Lineage: Eukaryota; Metazoa; Echinodermata; Asteroidea; Valvatida; Acanthasteridae. Gene Ontology annotation, molecular function: GTPase activity; GTP binding. Gene Ontology annotation, cellular component: lysosome; Golgi apparatus; trans-Golgi network. The record is from RefSeq and is a predicted model, not a curated record.
GUUAAAUGCAUCACAUGACGUGCACGAAUCGAAUAUGCAGCAUCUAGUAUCUGGCUCGCUUGGUUGAUUGUGCUCGAAAACUUCGCGAACUUUUCACCAACCGUGCCCGUAGCAUUAUUUCAGAAGUGGUUGUUUCGCUAUGUGGAUGUCUGGAUUUUGUACGGGCCUAACCUCAAGUAAAACUGUCUAGGUCAGUUUUUCUGUCUGCCAGCGAAGAUUGGCAGACCAGCCCUUUCAGUUCCAUGUUGUGAAAAGCUGAAGUUUUUGAGUAGAGUAUCCACAGUUAACUUCAUUUUCAUUCAGUUCGUGCUGGGCUAGACAUUGGCUGCUGAGCUGGGCUAGCGUUCAAACUACUGAGUGUAGUGCGUGACUGUGUCCUGCGAAAGAUGUCUGCUACAGGAGAGAAGAGAGAACACCUGUACAAGGUGUUAGUCAUAGGAGAUCUCGGCGUGGGUAAGACCAGCGUCAUUAAGAGAUACGUCCACCAGUUCUUCUCACAGCACUACAGGGCCACGAUCGGGGUUGACUUUGCCCUGAAAGUCAUCAAUUGGGAUGCCGACACACUCAUACGCCUGCAGUUGUGGGACAUUGCUGGCCAGGAGAGGUUUGGCAACAUGACGCGAGUGUACUACAAGGAGGCAGUUGGGGCAUUUAUUGUCUUCGACGUGACAAGAGUGUCAACAUUUGAGGCUGUUGCGAAGUGGAAGCACGACUUGGACAGUAAAGUGCAACUGGCCAAUGGAAGUAACAUACCUGUGGUAUUACUAGCCAAUAAGUGUGACCAAGCGAAGGAAGGGUUGGUCAACAACAGUGCACAGAUGGAUGAGUACUGCAAAGACAAGGGUUUCAUCGGCUGGUACGAAACCUCUGCCAAAGAGAACAUCAACAUUGACGAGAGUGCCAGAUUCCUCGUCACCUCGAUCCUUGCCAAUGACAAAUCCAUCAGCCACGAUGACAAGGAUAUUGAUGCAGACAAGCUGACAUUAGACCCCACCCAAGAAGGGGCAAAUGGUAGCAAAGGGUCAUGCUGCUGACAGCCAGGCCACCUCCGUUCCUUCCUCCCCACCUUUAGCCCCUCCCACCAACAGGUAACUAUUACCUUUAGCCAGGCCUUAUUUCCCCUAGCAGCUGGAAUAACUACUGGGGCUGUGACAGUUGGCGCGAUUCGUUUUCCACUGCAUCUCACAGUGCCAAAGUCACAGCUACUGCAUGCGGUGCCAGCAUCAAGUUUCUAUGCAAAUUUAUUAUUAGCAUGAAUAUGUGAAUAUAUGCCAGAGUUUGCAUAUGCAUAGUGCAUACAAGCAUUAUGCCAUUGCAUCCUAUCUGUGGUUAUUUAGGCCCAAAUUAUUCCAUGGAUAAACUUGUAACAUUGCUGAGCAAGUUUUUAACUUCUUCACUUCCUGUAUUAAGAGAGCAUCGGGUACAUGUAACUGAAGAAAUGUUUGGAAGUUUUUCAGGUGUUACUCCAGUAUCUUGGUUUAAUAAGAAAUGUAUUUAAAAUCUAAAGCAGUUUACAUCCUUGGGAAUGUAAGGAAAUGCACCUUGUUGGAGUUGUUUUUUGUAAUUUAUGAUGUUGACUUGAGUAGUAAAUGAGUUAUGAAAAACCUGAUUUUUGUUGGUUCCCAAACUAACCUCUUUUAGUUGCAUUACGGUUUUAGAUGGGUUGUUAAAAAGUCACACUAAAAGACUGAUUUCCAAAGGUACCGGUAGGUUCCACUUAAAGAGUUAAACAAAAUUUAUUUUCUCAAGAUGAAACCAACUUUGUUUAGUUACCGUAUUUAGGAAGUCUUCCAGAAAAUUUAUCGGUUCUUGUAGGCUAAUUUUUCAGUAAGCUCAGUUGGUGUGCUGAAUUCCUUCUUAAAAUACAAACAAUUACCCUCUUCAUUUUUCAACAUAUCUGACAUCACUGAAAACAGAGUUUUUCCAUCCCUUCACAGCUAAUACUAACUAGACGGGGCAUGUUUGUUGUAGUUACAAACUUGGGAUGAUUGAACUAUAUCAAUUUCCAGUGUGAUGACGUGACAGAAUUUGGACACGUCAUCAGAAAUCCAUCUCAUCUCGUUACUCUGGGCAAGAAGCACCUGUAUAUUAAAUGACGAAGUCACAUCAAGAAGAAACCUAUCAUCUCAGAAUUGUCCCCUUUAUAACUUCUAGGAUAAUUGCAUCAUUAUUUUGAAACUUUCACACAAUAAGUUGUGUCUAACGAGAGCUAUUUGUCCACUUCCAUUAAAAUAUAGCAAACAAUUCUCAAAUGUAAAUUGUAAUUGUCUGUUAUGUUUCACAAGUGGGUGCCCUUUCAUGUUAUCAGCAGUCCUUGUACAGUGCUCAGUAUACAGCUAGCUCUUAACAUUUUAGUAAUUAGGUCGUGUGUCAAGAAAGCGUUCUGUUUCUGGUUUUAAUCCCAUCUUAUUGCACUUCAGUUACCCGUGAAGUUAAGUUCACAUUUACAUGUACCAUUGCCAAUUUGCCAUCACUAAUGCUGCCCAAAUUACGGUCUACCAGGCUAGAUAGGAAUCUGCUACCUCGUUCAUUUCUUUGAAGUUUGAUCUUGCAUUGCUUGUAAUCUGAUACCAGAUGAUGUCACAGUGACUUUAUGAGAGCAGAUAUGCCUGUGUAUCUGUAUUUCAACAUCAAGGUUUGUUAGAAUGAGAUUCCACUGUUUGGAAGAUAUUGACCGUUGUGUUGAUUUACUGUUUUUCUAAGCAUUCAAACCAAUAAGUGUACCUGAAUAUUGACCCUUUAUUAACGUUAACCCCGGAAACAAAGGUCAGACAACUUUGACAUCUUCAUAUAACAUUGUUGCCCAACUCAAUAUCUAUCAGAUCCCAAAAUAUGAGCAUCAUAUCUGUAUAACUUAAGUUCAUGGGAUAAACAUGUACAUGUAGGUGAUAGAAGUUGGGUUUUGGGGGGCAACUUAAAUCACUUGUACUGUAUUGGAUGGCAUCAUUGUGACAUCACACUUGCAUGCAAGUCUAGAGAUCAUGGUUGAUGGUCGUUUCAGUUUUCAAGUCGGUGUACGUCCAAUGUAUUAGAGAAAAGCUGCAAAGAAUUACAUUAUCCUUCCUCCCCCCCGCCCCAAAAAGGGAAGAAAAGGAUGGACCACAACAAACCCAAUACACGUAGAUAACCAGGCAGUGCCUAAUCACACAAAUAUUAAUAAUUAUUCACAUUUACCGGUAUGUAGUCUGCAGAAGACCUAAAUUGUACAAAUUUAGAAAAGACUGGUUACCUGUACUUGUAUGUGAUACCCAGUAUAUUCAUAUCAGAUGUUAUUGUGGAGGGUACAUUUAUACAUGUCAACUCAAGGGGUGAAAUUCAACAUGUUCAAGGCACCUUUCUGGGAUGGACAGUCUACCUUAACGUAUCUUGGUCAUGUUAAAGAUGAAUACCAUAACGUUUGGAGUUGAAACAGUUGAUGUCAUGGGUAUUGCUUGCAUUUGUUUUACAGUACAUACAUGGGGGCCUUUCAAUGAACCAUCUGACCUGCCGUAUGUCCACCCACCACUGUUGUUGGCAAAAACUGCAGCACCGUACACAGUGUUUAGGCUGUAUGGAAAUCUUUAAGCUUUUAGACGUACAUGUAUAUGACCAGAGUGGGGCAAAAUCACGCAGCCUGUGCCCAAAUCAGCGUGAUAAUGACAACCCUACACAGCACAUGUGCAGACCUGCCAAUCUAGUCGUACUCCUUCCUGAGGUCAGGCAUUACAACACAAUAGAUUAAAAGGUAUUUUAAAUAAGCCUUCAGUUCAUUUAAAUCUACUGUCCAGUAAUGCCUAACCUCAGGAAGGAGUAGGGCAUGUCAGCAGGUGGUGAUUAUUAUACAUGUUUAUGUAUCUUUUGGUAAAGUGUUCACAGUUACUGUAUCUUGGGCAAACCUACAUGUAAGCCUCACUGUCUAGUUUACAAUGCACAUUUACUAACCAGAUGCUUCUCUGCUGCAAAGCUGAUUGAUCGGUGUGGUCACAUCAUAAAUAUACAUCUUUUGCUUGGACCCUAUUGGGAAAGUUCCCCCCCCCCUGCAUUGUUUCUCUGACAGCAAUGAGCAUCUUGUUUAAAAAUAGUUUCUCAGAGGAGAAAACAUAUCUACAUACAUGUAUACAUUGCAAAUUUCCCCAAAGUGAGAGUGUACUCGUAGGACCUGUUUGUCCUGGAAGUAAGCAUACAUGUAAAUUGUACCGGUAGCAUAUGAAAAAAAGAAUGCAUUUACAGUGUACAGCUGUGAAGAGUAAUCAAAUUUUGAGCAUGGGACCAAAUUGGUUUAAGGCAUGUUUUAAAAGGGGGGCCUGAGAUUUCCAGGCAAAACUGAUUCUUUGAACUCUUCAUUUUCUGAGAAAGCUGUUUAAAAACGAGUGAAGCUGCAAAUGGUGGCAAAUGGGUGUCCUGCCUUCAUCUGGCUGUGUAUAAGGAUGGGAUAUAAAAGGUGGCGGAUGAAUAACGUUGGAAGGUUGUUAGGUUGAUAAAAGAUGGUGCUUGAAAAUUUGCUUCCUUUGCGCAAUUUGUCGGCUUUCUGAGGACUAGCUCCCUGCCCUAAAGAUUCUGACAAACUAAAUAUCACUCAGGUAGCCAGCCACCAGUGUCAGGUGACUCCCAGUUCUGGUAAUUGCCAGUUUUUCAAAUGAAUUUUCAACAUUCAGCAUUGAGUAACUAGGUUUGAAAUGUACUCAACAUUAUUCCUGCCUUGUGCUUUGCUGAUCUUGCAAUUUUUUGGGGGGGGGGUUGAGGAUGGUGGCUACCUGACAAAGAAGUCAUGGAACCAUUAGGUCAGGGAACCAGACCAGGCUGUCUGACUAUUUAAAAAAAAUGUGUUUGAGUUCCUUAAUGACAACUGACAUUAGUUUGUUGAUUGUACCAGAUAUGAGAUUUUUAAUAUUAAUGGUAUUUUUAUCAAGAGUGCAUGAAAUGUAGAGUAAGAUUCACAGAAUUUAUAACUUACACAGUCAACAAUGAUUUAACAGCGUUUGCUGGAGUUGGAGGACAAACAAAUCGGGCAGUUUAUCCACAUACAAUGCACAUCAGGCUCUGCAAACUAUGAGUAAUGAAAACAGUCAUCUGUUUACUCAUCAUUACCAGAACUUUGGAAAUUUAGGGAAAUGCUUCGAAAAAGUGAGUAGGAGAUAUCGAGUGCAACCACACUUGAAAUUUUGCUCUGGAGUUGCAAGAGCCAGUGCUGUGACUGCUGGUAACCAAUAAGAUCAGAAUACAUGUACAUGUACUUACCAGUCCCAACCAAUCACAAUAGUUCUACCUUGCCUGCACCUCUUAUCCGGGGGAGGGAUGUCUUUUAUUUGUCACCAGUUCUGAAGAACUUUUGAAACACCUGCACUAAAUUAUUACAAGCAGACAUGGGAAAUGGUAUCUAUAGAUGCAUUGUGUAGAUCACUGUCCUUGAUUCUCGACAAAUUUGGGAAAUCAGAUCUUGUUACCAUAAUUUCAUUCCUGCAUUCCAGGUUCUUUUCCAACUCUACAGCUCUGCAGUUUGACAAUGUGAAAUGUUUAAAUUUGAAGCUCUUUUGUAUUGUGAAUAGAAUUUGUAAGAGUGCUUAUUUUGAUAAAUACCAAGAUGUACAAUUCUUUCCUUUUCUGGCAUAAUUUAGUUUUUAUAACAUACCAUUGCAAUUAUGAAAAUGGAGGGAAAAGUCCUCUUAAUUUGUAAAGUAGUAUUUCUUUUUCACAAGACCGAAAUUCAUUGAGUGAUGAGUAAGAAAAGGGAAAUCUCACAAUAGGGAGAGUUUUUAUUAUCUCGUGACCGUAAAAAUAUACCUGUAUCAGAUUUUGGAAGAUGUACACACAAAAAGAAUGUACCAGUAGGGUUGACUUGAAACAUACAUGUAAGCAUUCAGAGAAGGGAAAAAAUGAAAACGUCAUUCGACAGUAGAUAAAAUCACUUCAAAAUGACUAUUCUGCCUGAUUUUCAAUGAGAAAUAACUGUUUUCAAGUUGGUGUUUUGUACAGUUGUAUGCAGAAAAGUGUUCUUGGAAACAAGUACCUUAUCUCCACUGUAAAAUGCACCAUUGUAAGGGCCCCAAUUGUUCAUGCCUUUUGAUCACACCGUAUUUAAGUGAUGACCAGAUCAAAACCAAUGAGGGAGUUACUAUUUUUGAAAUGCCUAUGUUAAGGUGAAAUUAACAAGGUGAAUAAAAAUCGCGUAAUGUAAAAUAUGCAAGUUCUGAUGUGCAUGUAUUUGUAAUUCUUGGAAUUUCCAAUACACCUCAUUCAUACUCUUA